AUGUCGCCACUCCAGUUCCAGCCUCUGAUAUCCCAGCCAACCCCCGAGUUCUGGUCGGCAUUGACGGCAUUGAAACUCGACAAGCUUCGUCUCGAUGAUUCCAUUAUUCCUUUGCACGCCUGGGUUGAUGAAGGGCGUGAGGUGGCAAACACCAACAGGAUGACUGGCCAGGUGGACGAUAAUGUUGGCGUAGAUGGCAGCGUAUUCCUCCCUGCCUCAGCAUUCGAGGACUCUGGCAAACAACUGCCCGUAACAAGCACCGUCAUGCACGGACUCUUCAAGAACUACAAUACGAUUGAGCAAUUUCGUUCCCCACAGGAGAAGAAACAAGUGUUUGACUCUGUUGUCCAACAGAUGGUGGCCUCGUUUGACGAUGAUCAGCCGCUGCUCAACACGUUCAUUCUCUUUGCGUUUGCGGAUCUUAAGAAGUACUCGUAUCAUUAUUGGUUUGCAUUCCCAGCCUUUGUCGCAAAGCCUUCCUGGCAACUUGAUAGUGACUUUACUCAAGCUCCCGCACAGGAUGUCGAGGAAAUUCGACAACUCAUUGCCGAGCGCGGUGUUUCAGCGACGGGCUUGACGUCUGUGUUGCUGUUCAAGGGCCCCCCUGGGUCACGAUCUUCUGCCCCUCUGUCCAAAGCAUCGACUUUCUUUGCGGGGGUUCCCGCCGCUGAACGCCUGCUAGCCUUUCACGACCCUUCCUCCCUUCCAAACAACCCAGGUUGGCCAUUGAGGAACAUUCUCUUCUACCUUCAAACCCAUCACAGCGUCCUCAAUGUCGCCGUGAUCUGCCUUCGUCAAGGAGAUACCAGUCGAUUCGGGCGCCUGUCGGCACAAGCUGCCGCGCCUUCGGAAGGAAAGCCACAAGCGGUCGGAUGGGAGCGAGACGGCUCUGGCAAGCUUGCAAGCCGCGUGGCGAACCUUGGGCCGAUGUUGAACCCAACCCGACUGGCUGAGCAAGCCGUGGACCUUAACCUCAAGCUUAUGCGCUGGCGAAUUCUUCCAGACCUCGACCUCGAUCGUAUCGCGUCCACAAAGUGUCUCUUGUUGGGUGCGGGGACUCUCGGCUGCUACGUUGCGAGAGCCCUAAUGGGAUGGGGAAUCCGAACAAUUACCUUCGUUGACUCCGCCCGUGUCUCAUAUUCCAACCCGGCAAGGCAGCCGCUGUUUCAGUUUGAGGACUGCUUGAAUGGAGGCAAGCCUAAAGCAGAAUGCGCCGCCCAAAGACUGAAAGAAGUAUUUCCGUCAAUCAAUGCCACGGGACACAGCAUGAUGAUUCCUAUGCCCGGUCAUCCCAUCGGUCAAGGAAGUGAAGAAGAAACGGCAGGCAUGGUGGCCAAACUUGAGGAUCUGAUCCGAGAGCACGAUGCUGUCUUCCUACUGAUGGACUCGCGCGAGUCCCGAUGGUUGCCCACCGUUAUGGGUGCUACUCUAAACAAGAUCGUCAUCAACGCUGCUCUUGGCUUUGACAGCUACCUCGUCAUGCGUCAUGGUGCAGGACCUCUUGACUCGCAGACGAAACGUCUGGGCUGCUACUUCUGCAACGACAUCGUGGCACCUGCAGAUUCCUUGACAGAUCGAACUUUGGAUCAAAUGUGCACUGUCACCCGACCAGGCGUCGCUCCCAUCGCAGCGGCAUCUGCUGUGGAACUGCUUGUCUCUCUUGUCCAACAUCCUCUUGGCGGCUUUGGGUUCCUCCUUCGCGCGUUCAACGACACUGGGUUCCUCGAAGGUCUUACUGGUCUGGACAAGCUCUAUGCUGAGGCUGAGGCAGUGCUGGAUAAUGUGGACUGGGAGGAGGACAGCGACGACGGUGGUCUGUAG
Apiotrichum porosum is the source of this 1821-nucleotide messenger RNA. It is a transcript of the gene ATG7, whose product is annotated as Autophagy- protein 7 (Autophagy- E1-like activating enzyme atg7). The coding region runs from base 1 to 1821 and encodes 606 amino acids. NCBI's taxonomy places the organism in Eukaryota, Fungi, Basidiomycota, Tremellomycetes, Trichosporonales, Trichosporonaceae. The record is from RefSeq and is a predicted model, not a curated record. The transcript has 10 exons. Gene Ontology annotation, molecular function: Atg8 activating enzyme activity; Atg12 activating enzyme activity. Gene Ontology annotation, cellular component: phagophore assembly site; cytoplasm. Gene Ontology annotation, biological process: C-terminal protein lipidation; cellular response to nitrogen starvation; piecemeal microautophagy of the nucleus.